Messenger RNA from Juglans microcarpa x Juglans regia, 1194 nucleotides. RefSeq names its product cationic peroxidase 1-like. NCBI's taxonomy places the organism in Eukaryota, Viridiplantae, Streptophyta, Magnoliopsida, Fagales, Juglandaceae. The transcript is spliced from 4 exons. Gene Ontology annotation, molecular function: peroxidase activity; heme binding. The record is from RefSeq and is a predicted model, not a curated record. The coding region runs from base 40 to 999 and encodes 319 amino acids. Gene Ontology annotation, biological process: hydrogen peroxide catabolic process; response to oxidative stress.
AGCUCUAACUUCUCUGUGGUCUCUCAGCUUCUUUGAACCAUGGGAUUUCACUUGCACUCUUACAUGUUCUGCUUCUUUGCAUUCUUCCUAUUGUUUGGUGGAGGAGCCUUUGGGCAAUUAUCCUCGAAUUACUAUGCAAGGACAUGCCCGAGAGCCCUAUCUACCAUUAAAACUGCAGUGAAUAAUGCAGUCUCCAAGGAGUAUCGCAUGGGGGCCUCUUUGCUUCGCCUCCAUUUCCACGACUGUUUUAUCAAUGGAUGUGAUGCGUCUGUUCUAUUAGAUGACACCGCAAAUUUCACUGGGGAGAAGACAGCCGGCCCAAACGCAAAUUCUUUGAGGGGCUAUGAAGAAAUAGAUACCGUGAAGUCUCAAGUGGAAAGUAUAUGCCCUGGAGUUGUUUCCUGUGCAGAUAUCCUAGCUGUUGCAGCCCGUGAUUCCGUUGUUGCAUUAGGGGGGCCUUCAUGGACAGUUCAAUUAGGCAGAAGAGACUCGACCACAGCAGGUUUUGAAGCAGCAAACAGUGAAAUGCCCUCUCCUGGGAUGGACCUCAGUGACCUUAUAUCUGGCUUCUCCAAUAAAGGAUUUACUGAAAAAGAAAUGGUAGCUCUCUCAGGAGCUCAUACAAUAGGCGAAGUCAGGUGCCUGAUUUUCCGGGAACGUAUCUAUAACGAGACAAACAUCGAUUCAACAUAUGCAACAUCAUUAAAAUCAAACUGUUCAAGCACCGGUGGAGAUGACAACCUUGCCCCCUUAGAUGUCACUACCCCUGUCGCCUUUGAUAAUGCUUAUUUCAAGAACUUGGUGAAUAGUAAGGGAAUCAUGCACUCGGAUCAACAGCUCUUCAAUGGAGGCUCCACAGACUCUCAGGUCACCACUUACAGCAACAACCCCACAACUUUCAAAGCUGAUUUUGCCAACGCCAUGGUGAAGAUGGGGAACCUUAGCCCCCUCACAGGAAGCAGUGGCCAAAUACGUACCAAUUGCAGGAAAAUUAACUGAAGCUUACCACUGAACUAAGUUACUUAAAAGAGUGUAGCGUUUCCUGUUUUCUGAGUUUUGUCUGAUGUAGUCACUACAUGAAUGAAGUGAUUGCAACAAAAUGUCUUCAUAAAUCCUGUUUGUGUCAUUUGCUGUGUAGUUCCUUUUCUUCCCAAGUGUUGCCAUGAAUUGUGAAACAUAAAGCUUUGUUUUGAA